Striga asiatica is the source of this 651-nucleotide messenger RNA. NCBI's taxonomy places the organism in Eukaryota, Viridiplantae, Streptophyta, Magnoliopsida, Lamiales, Orobanchaceae. The record is from the annotation of a GenBank genome assembly.
AUGAAGAACAAUGAGCGUCUUGCUAAUUUAGCUCUGGCAGUCUGGUAUCUGUUUUAUAGAGACCGUUAUGACGAAAUUCCAAAUGCUGCCACAAAUCUGCUGUGUGAUGCUGUUAGGUUUCUGCACCAGCACCACGACUAUGUUACUCUGAUGGAGGGCUUGAUGAGCACUGGGAUCAAAUUGAAACCAGUUCACUCUUUUGGUAGAAGGGAACAAAACUUGCUAACUCUUCCUUCAUUGGCCGCACGAGUUACAGGGAGAGUCCCAAUUAGUCAAAUUGAGGUCUUGAGAACUUCCAGAUCAUUUAAUCCAGUCGCUUCUUCUGUUCAACCAUUGGGGGCCACAGCAAUGGGCCAUUUUGAUAACACCUUACCUUCCAAAGUGUCUUGUGUGGCAUUGCCUUCUGUACAAGUGGUUCUUGAUGUCUGGAGAAAUGCCAAUGCUGUAUGCUUUGAUGUGGAUAGCACAGUGUGCUUGGACGAGGGGAUUGAUGAGCUGGCAGAAUUUUGUGGAGCUGGAGAGGCUGUUGCAGAAUGGACUGCCAGGGCAAUGAGUGGUUCUGUUCCUUUUGAGAAAGCAUUGGCUGCCAGGCUCUCCCUUUUUAACCCAUCGUUGUCCCAAUUGCAGGAGUUUCUUGAAAAGCGACCUCCA